This is a messenger RNA of Drosophila serrata, 1345 nucleotides long. RefSeq names its product dehydrogenase/reductase SDR family protein 7-like. Gene Ontology annotation, cellular component: membrane. NCBI's taxonomy places the organism in Eukaryota, Metazoa, Arthropoda, Insecta, Diptera, Drosophilidae. The record is from RefSeq and is a predicted model, not a curated record. Gene Ontology annotation, molecular function: oxidoreductase activity.
UUUUCCUUCACUAAUCAUUUUGCAUUGUCGGAGAGUUCAAAGUUCCUGCGCGCUUUAGGAAAAUGAAAGUGCAAGAGUUGGAAAAAUGUGCCCCCAGCAGCGACUGGAAUGUGCUCUACUGGGUGCUGGGCACCAUCCUGAUGCCGGUGGUCCUGCCGUUGGCUCUCUUCAAUAUCUGGCAGCGGUUCAGGGCUCAGAAAUACCGCAAUCAAUUGCCAGGAAAGGUGGUGGUCGUCACCGGUGCCAGUUCGGGGUUGGGUGAGUCCCUGGCCCAUGUCUUUUACCGUGCUGGGUGUAAAGUGAUAUUGGCGGCACGUCGAACUCAGGAAUUGGAGCGGGUUAAAAAGGAUCUGCUGGCUCUGGAUGUGGACCCUGCUUACCCACCCACUGUGCUGGCUCUUGAUCUGGCUGAGCUGAAUUCCAUUCCAGAAUUUGUCACCCGUGUGCUGGCCGUUUACAAUCAGGUAGACAUACUCAUUAACAAUGGUGGUAUUAGUGUGCGAGCAGAUGUGGCUUCCACAGCUGUAGAUGUGGACCUCAAGGUGAUGGUGGUUAACUAUUUUGGCAGUGUGGCUUUAACUAAGGCUCUACUUCCUUCCAUGGUAAAACGAAACAGUGGCCACAUCUGCUUUAUUAGCUCUGUUCAGGGAAAGUUUGCCAUUCCUCAGAGAGCCGCUUACUCGGCCUCGAAGCAUGCCAUGCAAGCCUUUGCUGAUUCCCUGCGUGCGGAGGUGGCCAGCCAGAAUAUCAACGUGUCCUGCGUAAGUCCUGGCUACAUACGCACUCAGCUCUCGCUGAAUGCCUUAACAGGAUCGGGCAGCAGUUAUGGAAAAAUGGAUGAAACCACGGCCAAGGGCAUGUCUCCUGAUAAGCUGGCGGAGCGCAUUCUUCAGUGUAUUCUUCGCAAGGAGCCUGAUAUUAUUGUGAGUGAUAUCCAGGCCAAGGUUGCCUAUUACCUAAGACAUCUCUGCCCGAGUCUGUACUUUUGGAUCAUGGCCAAACGAGCCCUAAAGCUGGAGAAGGCUGAUCGAAAAGCCAACUAGGUUUAUAAGUAACUUAAAUCCAAAGUGAAACGUCCUUAAGUAUUAGUUUCGUUUUUAUUGUUAAUUGAAUUUUGCUUAAAAUGAGGAAAUUAUAAAGUAUCGCAUGUGUGUGUGUUCGGGUUAAAAUUAGAUACAUUCGUGUUAAUGCCUAACAAUAAGAUUAAUAAAUAAAAUAUUGUAGUAAUCGUAACAGAAAGUACAACUGAAUUGUCACACAUGUGCUUGUCUUGUUCGCUAAUCAUAAUACAUACGUUAAUUAAUUAAUUAUUGUUUUGAAUUAUAUAUGAAUCGUAAAAUGCUAA